AUGGCCGUCAAGGAGCCUUCUUCAACCCCUUCACUUGCCUCUGUGAUAUGCCUGUCGCUUGCGUACUCGAAUACGCUCUCAAGCUACAACGUGCAGGUGUUCAUCGAAACCGUCGUUGUUCAUGAAAUCGUCGUUGUUCGUCGAAACCGUCGUUGUUCACAAACUUCGAAAUUAACCUUCUCCAUCUCUCUCAAGCAGAGGCAUAAGAGCAAGAAUGAAGUCAUGGCAGAGAUCAUCAUGAAGAGCAAACUUGGCAAGAUGGAGAAAACUAAGAAGACGGAAGAAAGGGCGAGGCUGAUGGAUGAGCUGGAUAAGGACUUCAAGUCCUUAGAAAAUUCUCAUGCGAUGGCGAGAUUAACUCAAGAAUUUGACCUCCUAGAGGUAUUCAAAAAUGAAAUGGUACAACACUAA
Messenger RNA from Microthlaspi erraticum, 411 nucleotides. The record is from the annotation of a GenBank genome assembly. Lineage: Eukaryota; Viridiplantae; Streptophyta; Magnoliopsida; Brassicales; Brassicaceae.